AUGAAGGAGGAGAUCAAAUCCCUGUCCCCAGCAAAAUUGCCUGCCUACGACAAUAUGGCGCAGGAAAUUGGCGAGAUUAUCGGCUCAUCUGAUCCUACAGUAAAUAAGAGGCUGUUACGAAAGAUUGAUGGAAUACUGUUGCCUCUGCUAGGAUUUACCUAUCUACUUCAAUUCUUAGACAAAAUAUCUCUUGGGUACACUUCUCUUCUAGGAAUUCGUGCAGAUUUGGGACUUGUGGGGGAUCAAUACUCCUGGGCUACAUCCAUUUUCUACUUUGGCUAUUUUGCAUGGUCCUUCCCCUCAUCAUGGCUUAUUGUCAGACUUCCUCUUGGUAAAUAUCUAGCCAUCGUUGUUACUCUUUGGGGCAUUGUGCUGGCCUGCCAUGCGGCAUGCCACAAUUUUUCACAAUUAAUGGCAGUGCGUUUUGUGCUUGGCUUAUUGGAGGCAUCAAUAGCUCCAGGAUUCAGCUACUUGACCGGCAUGUUCUACAAGCGUGACGAGCAACCGCUUCGUCAUGGCAUUUGGUACUUGGGAAACUCUACCGCUGGACUUUUUGGCGGGGUAAUUUCGUGGGCUAUCGGCCAUCUUCACGGAUCUUUAUUUUCUUGGCAAUAUCUUUUCAUCAUCUACGGCUGUAUCACAGCGGGGUGGGGAAUCGUUCUUUUCUUUCUCCUUCCAAGCUCACCAGUCACAGCACCCUUUCUCAACAAACAAGAAGGUAUCAUUGCUGUUGCACGCACCAAGGAUACACAACAAAAAGUCAAUUCCAAACAGUUCAAGAAUUACCAAGUGUGGGAGGCCUUGCAUGAUCCGCAAGCGUGGCUCCUGUGCUCAAAUAUGUUUGGCUGUAUGCUUGUCAAUUCCGGCUUUUCCGCGGUAAGAUAA
Penicillium macrosclerotiorum is the source of this 885-nucleotide messenger RNA. RefSeq lists its product as uncharacterized. Gene Ontology annotation, cellular component: plasma membrane. Gene Ontology annotation, biological process: tripeptide transport; transmembrane transport; allantoate transport. The transcript is spliced from 6 exons. Bases 1 to 885 code for a protein of 294 amino acids. Lineage: Eukaryota; Fungi; Ascomycota; Eurotiomycetes; Eurotiales; Aspergillaceae. The record is from RefSeq and is a predicted model, not a curated record. Gene Ontology annotation, molecular function: allantoate transmembrane transporter activity; dipeptide transmembrane transporter activity.